UUUCUGCUCAUUCGCAUCGCUGCCGUUCCGUCCGCCUGUCGUUUACCUGAAACUCUGUGUCGUUGUGGCGUAUUUUCGUGGUCGUUCAGUGUUUCAGUGAAUUCUGUGUUUAUUGCGUGCAGCCUCCGAGAGCGAGGGCCGAACAUGACGCACAACAACUCGUGAGGAGUCCACCGAAAUGUCGAUUACGGGCGCGAUCCGUUCGUGAAAGUUUCCUGGCGUUGUGCAGAUCGUUCGCCGCGACCAAUGGUGUGUUGUGAAAGAAGAGUCGAUGUGAAGUCAAUGGUAAUUGUGUGGCGCGUUGUGCUUGCGAAUUGUGCGAACGAAUAUUGUGACGAGCAGUGAAAAGGAGCAGCCCAGAUGGCGGUGUGGAAGGACGUAGGCGAGCCGUAUCUGUACGGAAUCGCUAAAAAUAACUUCUAUCAAGAGGACAAACCACAUCGAUUGUGUCUGGAUGUUGGCGAUGCAGUGAUUAUAAUCAAAGAGACUGAUGAGUGGUAUUUUGGGUACAACAAAAGAGACAAAAAUCAGCUUGGCAUCUUCCCGAAGUCAUAUGUUCAACUAAUUGAAGCCGUUAAUGUUAAAGAUGAAUACGUUAUCAAACGAACAGAAAUCGUCGAUGAAAUAACGACCGUACUUAAAGAAUGGGGUACAAUCUUCAAGAAUUUCUAUCUGAGCAAUAAUCAGAAAUUUCAACCGAUAAGACAGAAAAUGUUGGAGUUAAUUCGUUUAAGAUCACAGAUGCUGUCUGGUAAUCUACCAGUUGAUGAGAUGCGUGAAGUGAAAUUACAAGCAACAGCUGAAGUUGAUACAGGGAAUAGUAUAUUGGGUCUUGACAUGGUAGUCCGGGACGAUACUGGAAAUGUACUGGAUAUUAAUUCGACUUGUACGACUGAACUGUACGAACAUCAUGUCCAUGCCGUCGAUAGGAUACGCAGGGCAACGAAUACAUAUCACAAAAAUCGAAUAUCGAAAACAAUGAACAAACAUUCACAUAGCGUUCUGCUUGCCGUCCAUGCAUUUGUGUGUAAAUUUCAAGAAGACUCCGACCUUCUAUUCACACUCUACGAUGGAGACGAACAUAAAGCGAUUACAGAAAACUACGUUGUCAAGUGGGGUCGACAAGGCAUCGCUCGAGAUCUAGAUCAAUUCGAUAAUACUCGUGUCCUUUUCACAGAUUUAGGAAGCAAUGACUUGAAUAGAAAUAAAAUCUAUUUAAUAUGCUACGCGAUACGAAUAGGGUCGAUGGAAAUGAAGGAGUCGGAGUCGAAACGUGCAAGUAUGGCGAACGCGGUUCUGAAUACUGGACAGAAAAAACUAUCGCAGCUGUCCAUGAAUUCAAUGGGAUCAUAUAAUUUGACCGAACAAAUGCGUCGACCGUUUGGAGUGGCGGCAAUUGAUUUAACGCCAAUCAUCAAGAAACCAGAGGAUUUCAAAAAUAAUCUGGAUUUACCUUUUAUUCUAUGUGAAAAGGAGAAUUUAGACAGUACACUUAAGAAGUUAAUACUUAAUAAGGAUAUUGGAAAGAUAGAUUCGAAACUAGCAGUUAGUGUUGAGGUGUUGCAUGGUGAUAUUAAACAGAUCAAAGAGGAAUAUCCACAUUUGGUGCAUGGAAAUGUUCCAUUUGCGCGUAAAAUGGGUUUCCCCGAAGUGAUAUUUCCAGGUGAUGUCCGCAACGAUCUAUAUUUAACUCUUGCAAGCGGUGAGUUCUCAAAAGGGACUCGUGGUGGCGAGAAAAAUAUUGAAGUGUCCGUUGUUGUUUGCAACGAAACUGGUCAAGUUGUUCCUGGUGUAAUUACACUUGGAGCUGGGGCACAGAUGUUAAAUGAAUACAAAUCCGUUGUUUAUUAUCACGAAGACAAACCGAAAUGGAAUGAGACAUUCAAAAUACAAGUGCCAAUUGAAGAAUUCAAACAGUGCCAUCUAAGAUUCACUUUCAAACAUCGCAGUUCAAAUGAACAAAAGGAUCGUACGGAAAAGCCUUUUGCUCUCUCCUAUGUGAAAUUGAUGCAAACAAAUGGUACAACAUUACAACACAAAGCCCACCAGCUACUCGUGUACAAAAUUGAUCAUAAAAAAUACGAAAAGGAAAGUGAAUUCAACUAUUUGAGUUUACCAUCCCAACCAGGAGAAUUGACUGGAAAUACAAAGCCAUCGGUUGCUGGAUUUACUCUCGCUCCAAAGGACCUAUUCACGAUAGAGACGAAUUUAUGCAGCACAAAAUUAACACAAAAUGUCGAUUUAUUGGGACUAUUGAAUUGGUCCGCACAUACGGAAACACUUGAAAUGUCAUUAGAAGCCUUGAUGAACGUUGAUGCUGGGGAAAUAGUUAAAUUUUUGCAGGAUAUACUUGAUGCAUUGUUUAAUAUUUUGGCCGAUGAUGAUACCCCAGAUAAAUACGACUACUUAGUAUUCAACUGCCUAAUUCGACUUAUCGAAAUUCUAUCAGACUUGAAAUAUCAACACUUUCAAUCAGUAUUGGACUUAUACAUAAACGAAAGCUUUUCAGCGACAUUAGCAUACUCUAAAUUAUUGAACGUACUUCAAAACCACAUCAAAAACGCAACCCGAAUAGAAGUCAAUCAUGACUGUAUCUCUCUGCAUACGGAUACCGAUCGAUACUCUGAAGAGUCAUUGUACAAAACAACCAAAAAUCUUCAAUACAUCAUUAAAUUCAUCAUACAAUCGCGAAUAUUAUUUUCAAAGUUGAAUAAUGACAAGGAUCGAGAUAAAUUUGAGUAUAGGCUUGAAGAGCUCCUUUCUCUAUUCACUGAACUUGUCGAGAGCUCCAACGAAAGAUUGAGAUCCCAAGGAGCAAUUUUGAAGUAUUUACAUGUGAUAGCGACUGAUUUGAUGCAAGUUUAUGAUCCAGUUAAGUUGAGUCAUAGCAUUGUGGAUAUUUUAACGCAUGUACCCUCGGGACGAUUGACUCAAUCACGAAUGACCUGCAUCAAGGAUUUAGUUGAUUCGAAACUGUUUCGAUUGCCAUCUUGUCGAGCGGUCCUUCUUCCUGUUUUCUGUAAGCAAAUUAAAGAUAAAUUGGAAAGCAAAGAAGAGGGUGACGUAAAAUCAGGUAUUUGGCAACAUGAAAAGAAUCUAACGAAGGCAGCUAAGGUUUUGGGUGAAUCAAAAUCCCACCUACACACGCGUGAAACAACAGCAAAAUCAAAGAUCUCUGAAUGCGUAAAUAUCAUGAGCAACAUACUAAAACUCCUCUUCCAAGAGGACAUUGGUCCCACCGACAGUGAUGUUCGUGACAUCAUGUUAAUUCUCCUUCGGACUGUAAUUCAAACUUCAAUUGCUAUGGAUCGUGACAACCCUCACGUGGGACACUUGGUGGCGAUCAUGCUUGGCAUUAUACGCAGCAUGAAGACAAUCCACUACGAUAUUUACGUGAAACAUUUCAACACUCGUUACGAUCUUCAAGAUUUUCUCACUGAAAUCCUGCUUGUGUACAAAGAUCUAGUUUCAAAGCCAGUUUUUCCAACCGAUUGGAUGGACAUGAUUAUGCAUCAGAAUACUGUGAUACUGGAAAGUUUAAGGCAAUUUUCCAUUAUAAUCAUUGAUUACUUCUUUUGUCCGUUCGAGAAGCAAGUUUGGUCGAACUUCUUUCAGUGUUCGAUUGCGUUCCUGAUACAGACGCCUUUGCAAUUGGAUCAAUUCAGUAGAAGUAAGCAGUCGGCGAUUCUAUCAAGGUACAAGGAUAUAAGACAUGAAACGGCCACUGAAAUCAGGAAAAUGUGGUUCCAGUUGGGAGAGCAUAAAGUGCAGUUCGUGCCUCAACUGGUGGAGCCUAUUUUAGAAAUGAGCAUGAUCCCUGAAGUCGAGCUCAGAAGGGCAACAAUUCCGAUAUUUUUUGACAUGAUGCAGUGCGAAUACUACAGUUCACGAUAUAUUGUUGAUAGCUAUGGAGAUACGAAAAGAAACGCUUCACAUUGUAAGGCGAAUUUCAAUGAGUUUGAGACAGAGAUGAUUGAAAAACUGGAUGUAUUGGUGGAAGGUGGACGCGGUGAUCAUGAGUAUAAAGUCCUUUUUGAAGAGAUAAUGAUGGAGAACUGUGAGGGUCACAAUACACUUAAUGUGGAUGGUAUACGAUUUGUGCGAAUUGUUACCGAACUCAUGGAGAAGCUGCUGGAGUAUCGUUUGAUCAUAAUGAAUGAUGAAAGCAAGGAGAACCGGAUGGCGUGUACUGUCAGCCUUUUGCAGUUUUAUGAUUCCGUGAAUAGAAAGGAAAUGUACAUUCGUUACGUAUACAAACUCUUCGACCUUCAUAUGGAAUUCGACAACUAUAUCGAAGCUGCAUUUACUUUGAAGUUACACAGUGAUCUCUUGUUCUGGGAUGAAACCGAAUUGUCUCCAUUGUUACGAUCUCAUCGACAUCCAAGCUGCCGAUCACACCGACAACUGAAGGAGGCACUUUACAAUGAAAUCAUUGAAUAUUUCGACAAAGGCAAGAUGUGGGAAUGUGCAAUUGAAAUGUGCAAGGAGCUCGCAAUGCAAUACGAAAAUGAAGUUUUUGAUUACCUUAGCCUGAGUACAAUCCAUACAAAGAUGGCGUUAUUCUAUGAGAAGAUUCUAAAAGAGAUGCGUCAUGAAUCGGAGUAUUUCCGGGUGGCAUUCUUUGGUCUUCGAUUUCCUGAUUUCUUGAGGAAUAAGGUAUUCAUCUAUCGUGGCAAGGAGUAUGAAAGACUGAGCGAUUUCUGUGCACGAAUUUUAACUCAACAUCCUGCUGCGGAGUUGAUGCAAACAUUGACAACACCUGGGUCAGAAAUUACACAGUCCGAUGGACAGUAUAUUCAAAUUAACAGUGUGGAGCCAAUAAUGGAUGAUCAGCACAGCAAGCUGAAGAAUAAGAUCAUUGCGAGGGACAUUAUCAAGUACUAUCAAACGAAUAAUGUCCAGAAAUUCAAGUUUUCACGACCGUUUAAGGAUAAUAAUGAUGGAGACGGAAAUCAAGUGAGCAAUUUGUGGUUGGAGAGGACAGUGAUGAUCACAAAAUAUCCACUGCCUGGAAUCUUGAGAUGGUUCCCGGUCAUCGAGUCGGAGACUUACAAGAUUUCACCAAUCGAAUAUGCUGUUGAGACAAUGGAACUCACAAAUAACAUGAUUCGUGACCUAAUCAUCGCACAUAAGAGUGAUGAGAAUUUACCAAUUAAUCCGAUGAGUAUGAAAAUCAAUGGAAUCGUUGAUCCGGCUGUGAUGGGCGGUUUUAGUAAGUACGAAGAAGCAUUCCUGACCCCUGAGUAUUUGGAAGCUAAUCCCGAAAAUGCCAUAAUAGUUGAAAAGUUGAAGAACUUAAUUGCAUCACAAAUUCCACUGUUGGAGAUAGCUCUUGCUGUACACAAGGUGAAAAUACCACCGAGCCUUUCACUUUUCCAUGAGCAUCUGGAAAAGUGUUUCGGGGAGAUGCAAUGCAGCGUGGAAGCAAAAUAUGGAAAGAGAACCUGUGAUCUUAAAUUUGACCGUGAUAGCUUUGUAACGAUGCGUCGAAACGGUUUUAUUGCACAAACUAGUCUAGACUGUAACAACAGGCUGUCAGAAACAAGUAUGGGAUCAUCUGAUAGCGGUUUGUCAAAGUCAACGCAGAGCAGUCGGCCACAGACUAACUCGAUUAAAUCAACUUUAGCUAGCUUUAAUUUCAACACAGCGAAUUUAACACGAACAUCUUUGGGUCAUUCGUCAACAACAAAGUCGAAAGGUAAAGACAAGAAUCCAAAGAGACGAUCGAGUAAAAAGCUGGAUCGAGAACAUCUAAGUCUUCCGGUGGCCAACUGUCAAUGGUACACAUCCUCCAACCUGGCAUCGAUAACGCCGACACCAAGCGAAAAAGAUACACUGGAUUCAAGUUCGGCACCGAUUGUGACCAACAACGUUCCAGUUUUCGAAUUAACGGAAGAAAAUAAGCUAACCACACAGCGUCCCCUCCGAUCGGAGAUUGAACGCGAACGACGAUUAUCGCGGCCAGCUAGCAUGGCUACUCCUACUUCGAGCAUGAAAACUCUUGUAUCCGGUGAUACACACUCGUUAUCGGGUGGCGAUAGUAGUAAUCGAAAUUCCAUGGAUUCUUAUUCAGCAACACCAGAUUCGGCGUCCGAAGAAGAUCUCAUUCCACCCCCGUUACCAGCUAAAACCCGGGACUCUAUCGAUUACAGUAGUCUAUCACCUAAUGAUUUCCUGCGCUCUCCGAACUACAUACAUAAUCAAAAUUUAACGACGCAACAAACCACGACAAUGACGUGGGCAACAAGCAAUUUCACGACAAUAUCACAAUCCGGAAAAGGACAAACAUCCGUUUAUGAAUAUGUUGAAGCGAAAAAUUUUAAUAUUUGCGUAGAUGAUAAGCCUAGACCACCAACACCACCACCAAAGCCAUCCAGAAAUAGUAAAUAUGUUCCUGCUACGUAGGAGAAAAGAGAGUUCUUAGUAGUUAAGGAUAUAUGUAAGCGCUUAGAAUAGGUGUCGCAGUAUAGAUCAUCUAGUUCAAAAAAAUAAUGCUUUAAAUGUUUCUACAUACAAAUCCUAACGUUAGCUCUUAGUGAAUGUGAAUUAAUCCUACAUGAAAUCUUAAACACUACAAUCUUCCGUUGUUCCUUGAAGCAUAUCUGAAAUAUAGGGUUGGGGAAAAGGAAAUGUCGUAUUUGUGAUCGAAAUUUGAUGCCUUACUUAACAUACUUAGAAUUAUUCGAUUUGAGUCAAAUAUAGGCCGUUUUGUUCUCAAACUUGUUGCCAUUUAGAAGGCAACUCCCUUAUCCCCUCUAAUUACCCCCCAUCCCCCCCCCCCCCUCCUUAUUUGCAAAAAACUCAGACAUCCAAUUUUCGCAAGCCUCUUUUGAGGCUAACUU
Hermetia illucens (black soldier fly) is the source of this 6842-nucleotide messenger RNA. It is a transcript of the gene mbc, whose product is annotated as dedicator of cytokinesis protein 1. The transcript is spliced from 26 exons. Gene Ontology annotation, molecular function: small GTPase binding; guanyl-nucleotide exchange factor activity. The record is from RefSeq and is a predicted model, not a curated record. The coding region runs from base 361 to 6405 and encodes 2014 amino acids. Gene Ontology annotation, biological process: small GTPase-mediated signal transduction; cell migration. NCBI's taxonomy places the organism in Eukaryota, Metazoa, Arthropoda, Insecta, Diptera, Stratiomyidae. Gene Ontology annotation, cellular component: cytoplasm; plasma membrane.